This is a messenger RNA of Cooperia oncophora, 264 nucleotides long. Lineage: Eukaryota; Metazoa; Nematoda; Chromadorea; Rhabditida; Trichostrongylidae. The record is from the annotation of a GenBank genome assembly.
GAAGAAGAAACACCUUCCGUGCAGCAGAGGACAUCAAUCCAAACAGCUGCUAGCCAGAGUGUGCAAGGAAAAACUACAGAAGAAGGUUCGCGACGUGUGUCAAGGGCAGCAAAACGUGCUCAGGUAAAAGUAUUUGUGGAAGAGACCUUCAAAAAAGGUGUAAAAGGAUUAAUAGCGGAGUUUAAAUCAAUGAAACGGGUUAACGAUUUCACAAAGAUGACUGAGUUUGUUGCACAAAAUGCUGAAGGGAGGAAUCGAUACAAG